UGACGCGCUCCGCAGCCGUCCAUGCAUUUCUAUGGCAGCUUCCCCCACCGCCAUUUUGGGAGUCAGAAUCUUAACAGUGGCGGUGAGAGGCUGAAGACGUCCAUGCCUUUGGUGUCUUUAAUAUGGUUCACACGUGUGUGGUGGCAGGUUGUCGGAACAGGAGAACUCCCGGCACCGCCUUGUCCUUCUACAGGUUCCCGCGGGACCCGGAGAGAAAGCAGCGCUGGAUCGCCGCUGUGAAUCGUGAGGGCUGGAUGCCAAAUGAGGGCAGCAGACUCUGCAGCACACACUUCAUUUCAGGUAGACAAGUAAAGAAUCCUAGGUCUCCAGACUACGUCCCUUCAGUUUUCACCUCUGCUGCCCUCUCCUCAAAUAUAAAAGAACCUAAUCACUUUGAGCCUUACGACAAACAAGAAGCACAAGUGGAGGCUGCCAAUGCCUUGCUUUUCCUGCAAGGCCAAGCACGUUUAAAUGCAGAUGUUAGCCAUGACCACUGUCAAGGAGAUCCUGAAAGUGCAAGCUCCUCCCUAAACAGUGAUGAUGAAGAGGAUGACGAUGACGAUGACGACGACGAUGAAGUAGAAGAAGAAGAAAGUCUAACGGAAACUGAAGAGCGGAACAAAGAGAUGCCACUCAGAAAUAGUUCCACACAGUUAGUUAACUAUGAGGCCAGUCUCAAUGCCCUGAAAAAGGAGAACACGGAGCUAAGGGAAUCGUUAGAGAAGAUGUCACUCACUGAAGCCUCUUUCAGGAAUGAUCCAGAAAAAGUUCAGUUCUAUACCGGAUUGCCAAACUAUUUUGUGUUUGAGACAGUAAUGUGGCUGCUCGUGCCCCACAUGAAGGGGGACAGAAAUGCCAAGCUUUCAAAGUUCCAACAGUUACUUCUGACAUUAAUGAGACUUAGACUUGAUCUUAGGAAUCAGGACUUGGCCUAUCGUUUUGGAGUUAAAGUUACCACGGUAACCAGAACUGUUCACCGAAUCAUCAACAUAAUGUUUACCACUCUUGUACCCACUGCUGUCUAUUGGCCAUCUAGAGUGGAACUCCGGAAAAACCUUCCAGCAGCUGUGAAAUGCUCACAUCCAGACUGUGCCGUGAUUAUAGACUGCUUUACGGUGUCCCUUGAAAAAGCAGUCAGUGUAGAUGUAAAUCCUCUAGGUGCCACAUCAACAACAGAGAUGGUCACUCAGUCGCUACACCCAGCUUCUGUCAGUGAACUCAAAUAUGUGAUUGGUGUUGCCCCCCAAGGUGUCGUCAUGUUUGUCUCCAGGGGGUCGCCUGGUAAUGUUAGUGAUAAGACUCUAGUACAGAGUUGUGGUCUUCUCUGCAAACUCCUUCCUGGUGAUGUGGUACUAGCUGAGCGAGAUUUUGACAUUGGGGACUUGGUGGGCGCUUGCAGAGCUGAGCUCAAAAUCACUAGUAGUGAUCAGAUUGGCCGAAGUGACCAGAGUAUGAGAGAGCAGGCCUCACUGGUCACUGCAGAAAGAAUUAAUGUGUAUAAGCAUGUGGGGAGGGUCAUACAAAUGGUCAAAAAAAGAUACUCUAUGCUGACUGGACCAGUGGAGAGUCCUUUCACUGUUGUAGACCGUAGCUCAGAUGUGACCACUUUUGACAAGAUAGUACAGGUUGCCUGUGCCUUAAACAACCUGUGUAUUUCUGCUGUCCCACUAGAGUGAUUUGCAUCAUAGAGUAUGUGCAAUAUCUGGAUGAUGGGUAAUGACACUGAAGGGAGUACACUUAAUGGGCCUUGUUAUGCUUGUACUGUGCUCAUACAUUUUUUAAAUGUAUUUCAAGCCUACUAUCUUUUCAUACCCAGUUCAGUUGUUUCUAUUCACAUGAAGUCUCUCUGCAUCCUUUGACAUAAUUACUUCAGGAGAAUGAAGGCUGCACAUACUCCAGUUCCAUGUGUCGUGUGUCAUGUAAUUUUCCUUCAAAAAAAAAAAAAAAAAGACAACAUGGUGACUGUAUGUCCCAGAAUCGCAGACAAAAAUGUGCAGCUAAGGGGUUCUCAAGUGAUGCAACCAUCCAGGUGUUGGCUCUAUCGGAGAUUACAGGUUCGAUCCCAGGUGACGCUAUAGCAAUCCAUAACUGGGAGUCCAAGAGCACAAUUGGCCUUGCACUCUCUCACCCUGUCACUCAGCACAGAGGUAGCCAGUGCAGGUGUCUGUUAUCUGACACAAAGGAAUGGGCAGUAAAUGUUCUUCAAGUGUGUUCAGCUGUCUACUGACGUUGCGUGAGAAAAGUUGCAGUAACUGGCUUGUACCUGGCCUCACAAAUGCUCUUGUGGCUAAAUGUAAAUCAGAUCUUCACAGCACUGUUCCACAAUCUAGUGUGAAGGUUUCCCAGAAGAGUAGAGGCUGUCACUGCAGCAAAGGGGGACAAACUCCCUAUGAAUUCGCUUGAUUUCAGAAAAAACAUUGGAUGAGCAGGUGUCUGUCAACUUUUGGACUACAGUUUAUAGUGCCACUUAAUCGUAGUUCUGAAGUUCAGGCCUUUUAAAUUGAAACGGAACAUUCCAUGCAUACUUUGUUUUUGUUGUAUUGAUGGUAAGAUCUUAUAACCCAAUGUUAUCUCCGUGCUACAGAACAAGCCCUUUAGUCAGAGAUGGUGUUAGCAGUCCUCAUGUCUUAGUGCCUUAGCCGAUAUAAAGGCAAUACAGUGGUGUUUUUUUGUGCAGAUCCAUUUUACUUGGACCUGGCUGACAGUCUUUUGUCAUUAAACUGUAAUGACUAUUGGUUCUAUUGUUUCUUAACAAGUUGCCAUUCUGUGUUAGUGCCAUAAAGUUAUAAGACAAAGGCAUAAUAAGUUAUUAUUUUUUAUUGUUAUACCUUGUAUCAACACUAAUAACCUCUUGCAUGCUGUAUUUACUUCUAGCUGUAGUAUUUUUAUAUGUUUGUCUCUCAGCAUAUGCUGAGUUUGGGCAUUAUGUGCACUUUGUCACAUUGCUGGUGUUUCUCACUCUUCUGACGUAAUACCUAUUGCUGCAUUUGGCUGUGUUUGUACAUGACUACUGGAAAAUGAUAUAUGGUGCAUUCAGAUACACUAAUUGUACACAGACAUAUGCAGAUUUGGUGAUCUAAUUAUUGUUGCCUGGAAUUACUGCAUAUGUGAUGUGUAGAUUGUAGGAUUUGCACAAAGUCUGCAUUGCUCAAACAUAUCUUAGUCCUUUUUACUUGCUUUACAGAUGUGGGCUUGUAUGGAAAUACUGUUAUUCUUUAAUGUAGCAUCCUGUUUAUUAAAUAUACUCUAUGGA
This is a messenger RNA of Pygocentrus nattereri (red-bellied piranha), 3253 nucleotides long. RefSeq lists its product as uncharacterized. The coding region runs from base 123 to 1676 and encodes 517 amino acids. The transcript has 2 exons. The record is from RefSeq and is a predicted model, not a curated record. Lineage: Eukaryota; Metazoa; Chordata; Actinopteri; Characiformes; Serrasalmidae.